AUGGGUGAUUGGAAUUUAUUAGGGAGUAUUUUAGAAGAGGUCCAUAUUCAUUCCACCAUUGUGGGGAAGAUCUGGCUUACCAUCCUCUUCAUUUUCCGCAUGCUUGUCCUCGGUGUUGCGGCUGAGGACGUUUGGGAUGAUGAGCAGAGUGAGUUUGUUUGCAACACAGAGCAACCGGGCUGCAAGAAUGUCUGCUAUGACCAGGCUUUCCCCAUAUCCCUCAUCCGCUACUGGGUGCUGCAGAUCAUAUUUGUAUCAUCUCCGUCUCUGGUCUACAUGGGACAUGCAUUAUACCGGUUGAGGACCCUUGAGAAGGAGAGGCACAGAAAGAAAGCCUGUCUGAAAGCUGAGCUGGAGGGGACAGACCCUGUCCAGGAGGACCAUAAAAGAAUUGAGCGAGAGCUCAGGAAACUAGAUGAACAGAAGAGAGUAAGGAAAGCUCCCCUUAGAGGCUCAUUGCUGCGCACAUAUGUUUUCCAUAUCUUAACCAGAUCUGUGGUGGAGGUGGGUUUCAUUAUAGGUCAGUGUGCUCUGUAUGGCAUUGGACUGUCUCCUCUGUACAAAUGUGAGAGGUUGCCUUGUCCCAACAGUGUUGAUUGUUUUGUAUCAAGACCAACAGAGAAGAACAUUUUCAUGGUUUUCAUGCUGGUUAUUGCUGGAGUUUCUUUAUUCCUCAACCUGCUGGAGAUUUUCCAUCUGGGGGUGAAGAAGAUUAAACAAAGCCUGUAUGGAUACAAAUAUGGAGACGAUGACAGCGUGUGCAGGUCAAAGAAAAACUCCAUGGUGCAGCAGGUUUGUGUGCUCACUAACUCCUCCCCACAGAGGUUGAUCCAGCUUACACAGAGGACCUGCUCUGUUGUGCCUGAUGCUAAUAGGGAGCCACUGCCUUUGAACUGGGCUCCAAUUGCCCAUCAGAAUAGGGAGGGGUCCAUCAGCUACUACCAACAGCCCACACAAACACACUUGCCCAGCCAAGCUGACAACCAGGGUCUUCAGCACACGGGGGUCCCGGAGCGGCGGAAUAUGCUGGACAACAGGAAGCCCUCAUGCAGCAGCGAUGAGUCCAAUGAAGCUCAUGUCUCGGGCCGGCCCCAGUACCCAGGACCUCGACCCACACUGAUGGCCGGCCACAUGGAGAUCCCAGCUGCCCUGAGGAACCCGCAGAGGAAGCAGAGCAGAGUGAGUGUUUGUAAGGAGCUCAGUGACAUGAGUGAUUCUCCAGAGAGUGACCAUUACCCCACAGCCAGAAAGUGUAGUUUUAUGUCCCGAGGGCUGUCGGAGGGCAAGCUGGCCACUCCGUCUGACAGCACCGAUUCUCAGAGUGGAACCGACGGCGAGGCCCAGCACCUCAACCAGCGAGAGAGUCCAGCAGUGACCCCGCCGCCUCCAGCAAGCGGCAGGAGGAUGUCAAUGAGUAUGAUUCUGGAGCUGUCUUCAAUCAUGAAAAAAUAAUUGAAAAUGAUGUUCUGUGACCAAGCUAGAAGCAUAUGGGAGUUCAAAAGGGACCAUGGGAGCCUGACCACAAUGGGACUUUCAUCCUGUCAUCCUAACUAUAACUUUAUGUGUUCACCGUAUGUUUAUACAGUAUGUAUUUGGCAUGAACUAGAGCUUCACUUCAAAUAUGUUAACGUUUCACAGACAAAAGACAUUUAAUGAUUUGCUUAAUGUACUUUUCAAAUGAUAUCUCCAGCAUCAGAUAUCUUCUAUAAUGAUAGUUUGCAAGCCACUUGCUAAAUAAAAUAUGAAUCCAAAUUAUAUUUGGGUGAAAGCAUAUGUGACUGCUCAUUUAAUGAGAAUAAAAGCCUGUUGAAAAGACUUUUGACUGAAGAUUGUAAUUAAAGAUUGUGG
Messenger RNA from Centropristis striata (black sea bass), 1848 nucleotides. It is a transcript of the gene gja10b, whose product is annotated as gap junction protein alpha 10 b. The record is from RefSeq and is a predicted model, not a curated record. The coding region runs from base 1 to 1452 and encodes 483 amino acids. Lineage: Eukaryota; Metazoa; Chordata; Actinopteri; Perciformes; Serranidae. The transcript has 2 exons. Gene Ontology annotation, biological process: cell communication. Gene Ontology annotation, cellular component: connexin complex.